AUGCCGGACGACAAGGACGGUUCGCAGAAGGAUGGCGAGUCGCACCGUGACACCACCAUCGAGUUCCACUCGGAGAAGACGGACCGCAGCGAGACGAAGCAGCGCGGCGGCGCGAAGCGGGCCGAUGACUCUGAAGGCUCGGUGAAGUCGCAAAAAUCGCAAAAGUCGGAGAAAUCGGAGAAAUCGUCAAAGUCCGUGAAAUCCGUGAAGGAGGAGGCGAAAAAGAAGAAGAAGAAGCCGAAGGAGACCAAGGUGCCGAUUGAAGCCGAGAGGGCCGGAAAGCAAGCGGAGAAGGACAAGACGGCCGGCGAGCAGAACCUCGUCACGUACAUCGGCAUCGUCCUCUGUGCCCUCCUUGUUGUCGUGAUCAUCGUGGCCGCCCUCUACUGGUUCGUCGUCAGGGACUCGCACGAGGAGAAGGUGAGCUACCGUGACCGUGAGAAGACGCGCGCCGAGCAGUAUCAAGUUCCGGAGGGGGUGGAACUCGGCUACGAUGACGGCAAACCCCAUCCAUCCCAUAUUACGAGUCCCAAUCCUGGCGGGCCCACGAUAAACACUACC
Molecule: messenger RNA, 561 nt
Organism: Mesorhabditis spiculigera
Lineage: Eukaryota; Metazoa; Nematoda; Chromadorea; Rhabditida; Rhabditidae
Source: the annotation of a GenBank genome assembly